This is a messenger RNA of Hyalella azteca, 2018 nucleotides long. RefSeq names its product dopamine D2-like receptor. Lineage: Eukaryota; Metazoa; Arthropoda; Malacostraca; Amphipoda; Hyalellidae. The record is from RefSeq and is a predicted model, not a curated record. The transcript has 8 exons. Gene Ontology annotation, biological process: adenylate cyclase-activating adrenergic receptor signaling pathway. The coding region runs from base 23 to 1951 and encodes 642 amino acids. Gene Ontology annotation, molecular function: dopamine neurotransmitter receptor activity, coupled via Gi/Go; G protein-coupled receptor activity. Gene Ontology annotation, cellular component: membrane.
CUGUCAACAUUAUAGCUUAGCGAUGCCGUCCCUGGCACCCGUGUUGUGGCACUCACAGUGGCCCUCGACCUCUGUUACCGAGGCAGUGCCGCUGCUGGCAGGAUUACCUGUCCGGGACCAAACGUUGCCAGAAAUUACGCCUCAGAUGUUCAAUAGUGUAGACGUGACCAAGUCUAAUGGCAGUAUACCAAUCUUGCGCCUGUCAAUACCAAUCCUGACGGUCACUCCUACUUCUCUAGACAGUCAUUUUUAUUAUGCGCCAGCAAAUGUGACCGACAAUGACAGCUAUGAAAGCUCUCUUGUAAAUAGUUAUCCCGAAUCGCUCUUAAGUAACAAGACAUGCUUUAAUGGAAGUGAAGUUUGGAACUGUACGGAAACUACGAGAAGUGAAGAUGGGGUAACGAUGCUGUGGUUGCUGGUGCUGUUGGUGUUCCCGGUACUCACGGUGUUUGGUAAUGUGCUCGUUAUUCUCUCAGUGUACAAGGAACGAUCGCUCAGGUCAGCCACAAAUUAUUUCAUCGUCAACCUCGCCAUCGCUGACCUCCUCGUUGCCGUCUUCGUCAUGCCGCUCGCGUUGGUUCAUAUGCUAGGCGACAUGGACAAACUGACGUGCAACUUAUGGAUCGGCCUGGACGUGAUCUGCUCGACGUCUUCCAUUUUCAGCCUCGUCGCCAUUAGUGUGGACAGAUACAUCGCCGUGACUAAGCCGAUAGCGUACAUCCAGCACAAGAAGGAGGGAAGGAUCAUCACUACCAUCGUACUCAUCUGGGUGACGUCAUCAAUGAUCGGCGUGCCUGCGAUGAUCAUCAAUGAUCCCCAGAAGAGCGAAGACCCCCAGACGGUCGGCGAGCCUCAGGAGGGCGACUGCGGCUUCUCCGAGCACGAGUUCGUGAUCGUGUCGUCGAUAUUCUCUUUCUUCCUACCGUGCUUCGUCAUGAUAUAUCUCUACUUUGAGAUUUUUAAGGCAAUCCGAGACCGCGCCAAGAAGACCGUGACGAAGCGUCCCCGACAGAACCAGACGCUGCCCCCAGACGUGCUUAACACCACCGUCAUCGAGAACGUCGCGCAGACACGCAGGCUCAACGAAGUUCAGCUUAGCGAAAUGCAACGGAGCUCCACAGUCGACAUCAAAAACACGGAUGUUAAUGAAGACAGCCUGCAGAUACCUGAUAACCUCGUUGAUGAAGAUCGGCCUACGAAUAACACAUCUAAUAGCCAGGAGGACGACUUCGAAGACGAAGAAGCAGUUUUGUCAGGCGAAGACAACUGCUACGUCAUCGAAAACCCUAAAUCUGAAGAAGUCGUGCCAAUCAAGGAAGAAAAAAGUGACAGCAGCGGUGGUACCUCAGGGGGCAGCGCUGCGUCCAAGAACGGAGUGGCUGUUGGGGAGGAGGGCAAGCCUUCGAGAGGGGAACGCAGCGCGGGACCGAGGCAGGCCCUCGUGCUGCACCACAAUAAGAGGGUCUUGAUCAGGCAGGAUCGCAACGGCUCGGGAGGCUCGGCAGCUUGCAGCGAGGGCGCUACGAGGGCACUCAGCAGCGCUGCGUCCGAGGGUAGACGCGACCAAGAAACUGGUGAUUUACUAAGCAAGAAAGAGCGCAAGGCAGCCGCUGCUAGGUUCACCAUUUAUAAAGUUAAUAAGGCCAGUAAGAAGAAGAGGGAGAAAUCUUCAGCAAGAAAGGAAAGGAAGACCACCAUAACCCUGGCUGUGGUGCUUGGAGUAUUUUUGCUGUGCUGGGCUCCGUUCUUCGUAUGGAACAGCGUGGCCGCCUGGUACAAGGUCUUCGAUAAGUCCAACUCCAGUAGUGUGUUCGAUGAGGGCGCCCCGUUCCUCAUCACCACAUGGAUCGGUUACAUAAAUUCUUUCCUCAACCCUGUCAUUUAUACCAUCUUCAAUCCCGAGUUCCGGAAAGCGUUUGAGAAAAUAUUGACGGGUUGCUGUAGCCCGUAAAUAAAAUCGAUGAUCCAAACCUGCUCUGCGAUCUGUCUGUUUAUUUUUCAGUCUUCUCAUUAAUUGA